GGCCCAAGGUCACCCUGGGGACGUCCCAUGGCCUUGUGGACACCCCAAGGUCACCCCAUGGGCACCCCAUGGACAUCCCAUAGUCCCAAGGCCACUCUGGGGACACCCCAUGGACACCUCACAGCCUCCAGGCCACCUUCGGGACACCCCAAGGCCACCCUGAGGAUGUUCCAUGGACACCUCAAGGCCUUGUGGACACCCCAAGGCCACCCUGGGGACACCCUGGGGACACUUCGUGGACAUCCCGUGGCCUCCUGGACACUCCUAGGACACCCCAUGGACACCCCAGGGCCCCAAGGCCACCUUGGGGACACUCCAAGGUCACCCUGUGGACACCCCAAGGCCACCCCAAGGCCUUGUGGUCACACCAUGGACACCCCAAGGCCACUCUAUGGACACCCCAUGGACACCUCAAUGUCCCCAAGGCCACUCUGGGGACACCUCAAUGUCCCCAAGGCCACUCUGGGGACACCCCAAGGCCACCCCAUGGUCACCCCAAGGCCACUCUAUGGACACUUCAUGGUCUCAAGGCCACCCUGGGGACACCCCAAGGUCACUCUAUGGACACCUCAAUGUCCCCAAGGCCACCCUGGGGACAUCCCAUGGCCUUAUGGUCACCCCAAGGCCACUCUAUGGACACUUCACGGUCUCAAGGCCACCCUGGGGACACCCCAAGGUCACUCUAUGGACAUUUUAUGGUCCCAAGGCCACUCUGAGGACACCCCACGGCCACCCCAUGGACACUUCAGGUCCCACGGCCACCCUGUGGACACCCCAUGGCCUUGUGGUCACCCCAAGGCCACUCUGUGGACACCCCAUGGACACCUCAUGGUCCCAAGGCCACCUUGGGGACACCUCAAGGUCACUCUGGGGACACCUCAAUGUCCCCAAGGCCACUCUGGGGACACCCCAAUGUCCCCAAGGCCACCCCACGGUACGAGCAGAACGGUUCCCUCGCGGUUCCCCAGACAGGGGACAUUGGGGACUCUGGGGGUGACCCCAGGUGACGCGGGCGUGUCCUGGCAGGACGGGAAGGAGACGGUGAUGAAGGAGGUGUUCCCUGGGGACAGCGUGCACAGCCUGCUGAGCAUCCUGGACGUCAUCACGGUACCUGGGGACAUCCAGGGGCUGUCCCCAACCCUGGGGACAUCAUGGGGGCUGUCCCCAACCCUGGGGACUGUGGCCACCCCAACGGUGCGGCUGCAGCGCGUCACCUUCCUGGCCUUGCACAACUACCUGGGCUUGACCAACGAGCUCUUCAGCCACCCAAACGCGGCUGUGGGCAACCUGGACCCGGCUGUGGGCAACCUGAACACGGCUGUGGGCAACCCAAACACGGCUGUGGGCAACCUGAACCCGGCUGUGGGCAAGCCAAACCUGGCAGUGGGCAACCUGAACAUGGCUGUGGGCAACCUGAACACGGCUGUGGGCAACCCAAACACGGCUGUGGGCAACCUGAACCCGGCUGUGGGCAAGCCAAACCUGGCAGUGGGCAACCUGAACAUGGCUGUGGGCAACCUGAACACGGCUGGCAACCUGAACCCGGCUGUGGGCAACCUGAACAUGGCUGUGGGCAACCCAAACCUGGCAGUGGGCAACCCAAACCCGGCUGUGGGCAACCUGAACACGGCUGUGGGCGACCUGAACCCAACCAUGGCCACCCCUCUGUCCCCUCCUGUGAUGGGGUUCUUGGUGGUUCCUGGUGGUUCUGUGAGGUCAGGAUGGGAUCCUGGUGGGAUCCUGGUGGUUCUGUGGGGUCAGGAUGGGAUCCUGGUGGUUUUAGGGACUCCUGUGGGGCCAGGAUGUUCUGCUGACCCCGCACCUUCCCCUUGCCCUCGCCAGGACCCGUCUCUGCUCAACAACCGCGUCCUGCUGCACCACGCCAAGGGCGGCACCGUCAUCGCCCGCCAGGGGGACCAGGACGUCAGCCUGCACUUUGUGCUCUGGGGCUGCCUGCACGUGUACCAGCGCAUGAUCGACAAGGAGGAGGGUCCCACUGACCACAGAGACGUCAGCCUGCACUUUGUGCUCUGGGGCUGCCUGCACGUGUACCAGCGCAUGAUCGACAAGGAGGAGGACUGUUCCCCCCAGGACGUCAGCCUGCACUUUGUGCUCUGGGGCUGCCUCCACGUGUACCAGCGCAUGAUCGACAAGGAGGAGGGGGAUAAAGGGGAGCUGGUGGGGGAGUACGGCCGGGGGGACCUGGUGGGCGUGGUGGAGGCGCUGACGCGGCAGCCCCGGGCCACCACGGUGCACGCGGUGCGGGACACGGAGCUGGCCAAGCUGCCCGAGGGGACCCUCAACAACAUCAAACGGCGGUACCCGCAGGUGGUCACUCGCCUCAUCCACCUGCUGAGCCAGAAGAUCCUGGGCAACCUGCAGCAGCUCCGCGGGCCCUUCCCAGGGUCCGGCCUGGGCGUGGCCUCCAGCUCGGAGCCCAUCAACCCCACCAGUAACCUGGCCACGGUGGCCGUGCUGCCCGUGUGCGACGAGGUGCCCAUGGCGGCCUUCACGCUGGAGCUGCAGCACGCGCUCAGCGCCAUCGGCCCCACGCUGCUGCUCACCAGCGACAUCAUCCGCGCCCGGCUGGGCUCCUCGGCUCUGGAGAGCAUCCAGGAGUACCGGCUGUCGGGCUGGCUGGCGCAGCAGGAGGACCUGCACCGCAUCGUGCUCUACCAGACGGACUGCACGCUGACCCCCUGGACGCUGCGCUGCAUCCGCCAGGCCGACUGCGUGCUGAUCGUGGGGCUGGGCGAGCAGGAGCCAGCGCUGGGAGAGGUGACACGGGGACAGGGACAUGGGGACAGGGACCUGGAGAAGACAGGGAAGAGCCCCGACCGCCACAGCGACUUCUCGCGCCUGGCGCGCGUCCUGACCGGCAACACCAUCGCGCUGGUGCUGGGCGGCGGCGGCGCCAGGGGCUGCUCCCACAUCGGGGUCAUCAAGGCCAUGGAGGAGUCGGGGAUCCCCAUCGACCUGGUGGGGGGCACCUCCAUCGGCGCCUUCAUCGGGGCGCUGUACGCCGAGGAGCGCAGCGCCGUGCGCACCAAGCAGAGAGCCAGGGAGUGGGCAAAGUGCAUGAAUUCCGUGUUCGAGACCGUGCUGGACCUCACCUACCCCAUCACCUCCAUGUUCUCGGGCUCGGCCUUCAACGCCAGCAUCAACCGCGUCUUCCAGGACAAACAGAUCGAGGACCUGUGGCUGCCCUACUUCAACGUCACCACGGACAUCACGGCCUCGGCCAUGCGGGUGCACACGGACGGCAGCCUCUGGCGCUACGUCCGAGCCAGUGCCUCCUAUACCCCCUACCUGCCUCCGCUCUGCGACCCCAAGGACAGCCACUGGCUGGUCCCCUCCGGCGCCGUUUCCCGGUUCCCAGGCUCGCUCUGGCGCUACGUGCGCGCCAGCAUGACCCUGUCGGGCUACCUGCCCCCGCUGUGCGACCCCAAGGACGGCAACCUCCUCAUGGACGGGGGGUACAUCAACAACCUGCCAGGCAAGUGCGGACACACGGACACACCGACACACCGACACACGGACACACGGACACGGCCGGUCAUGUCUCCACUGUCCCCUGAUGAUGUCAUUAACGAACCCCCGUCCCCUGAUGAUGUCAUUAACGAACCCCCGUCCCCUGAUGAUGUCAUCAAUGUCCCCACUGUCCUGACGAUGUCCCAGUGA
Molecule: messenger RNA, 3681 nt
Organism: Ficedula albicollis (Collared flycatcher)
Lineage: Eukaryota; Metazoa; Chordata; Aves; Passeriformes; Muscicapidae
Product: neuropathy target esterase sws-like
Exons: 26
Coding region: 28-3681 (1217 amino acids)
Biological process (GO): phosphatidylcholine metabolic process
Cellular component (GO): endoplasmic reticulum
Molecular function (GO): phosphatidylcholine lysophospholipase A1 activity
Source: RefSeq, a predicted model, not a curated record